This is a messenger RNA of Aspergillus melleus, 874 nucleotides long. RefSeq lists its product as uncharacterized. The transcript has 2 exons. The coding region runs from base 1 to 726 and encodes 241 amino acids. The record is from RefSeq and is a predicted model, not a curated record. Lineage: Eukaryota; Fungi; Ascomycota; Eurotiomycetes; Eurotiales; Aspergillaceae.
AUGAGUACCACCCGCCGCAGCAGAGCCAUGCCAACGGAUGGCCCGACGGUCAAAUUCCUCUACACCAUCAUCAAGCAGUUGGAUCUGAAGGCUAUUGACUGGAACGUCGUUGCCUCCCAACUUGAGAUUUCCAACGGUCAUGCGGCACGGAUGCGCUAUUCUCGCUUCAGGCAACAGAUGGAGGGCAUCACAUCCACACCACGAGCACCCCGCACCAAGAAAGCCCCGAAUAAGUCCAAGGCCGGUUCGUGCAAGGCGGAUGUGCAUCCGGAGGCAGAUAUCGCGCAGCCAAAGUCGGAGGUAAAGCAGGAUCCCGGUCUCCUGCUCUACCAGUCGAACCCGUUCAUCAAGGACGACCCAUACGGACAGCGAAUCCCUUCUCUCGCCGACAUACCUCAAGCCACCUCUCAUCAGAUGCUGCCAAAUACGUCUCUACAGAUGCCCACAAUUCCGUAUCCGUCAGUUACUGUGGCUCCGUCGGACCUGGGAAUGUACGCAUCGCCCCCUGGCUUUCCGAACCUGACACCAAUGGAGUAUGGGCAGCACCCCAGCCCCCGCCAUCUUUGGGCUCCUGUCAAAGCUGAGCCGGAAUACCGGGGAGAAGUUGACAGUUUGUUUGUCAAGGUGGAGAAGACCGAGGAGACUGGGAUUUCCGCACAAUGUGACGAGGUUGAAUACCAAGGAACAGCCGUUGUCGAAGGAGGGCUCAUGGGAAGCCGGAAGUGAUAAUUUUGAUUCUGCACUUGGUGUUUCCGCAAGGAAUUCAUGAUAAUCUCACCUGGGACUGGUAUUUAUUUUUAUGAACCAAUGACGAAUAGACAACUUACUGCGGUAAUGUAGUUCUUACCUCACUUGAAUACAUGCUGGCUGUGGA